This is a messenger RNA of Hirsutella rhossiliensis, 1611 nucleotides long. RefSeq names its product Nucleotide-binding, alpha-beta plait. The record is from RefSeq and is a predicted model, not a curated record. The coding region runs from base 1 to 1611 and encodes 536 amino acids. Gene Ontology annotation, molecular function: nucleic acid binding. NCBI's taxonomy places the organism in Eukaryota, Fungi, Ascomycota, Sordariomycetes, Hypocreales, Ophiocordycipitaceae. The transcript has a single exon.
AUGCCGCAGCACCCGGGUAUUGUUGCGGUGUCGACGCUUCGGGGCAUGGCCACCGCCCUCUCAUGGUCGGUCGAAUCCGCCCUGGAUUUCGCCGAUCGGUUCGUCAAGGACGUCGAGGUGCCAAAGAGGGCCGAGGGGGUGGACGCGAGUGGGGAGCAGCAGAGUGAGGAACCGGGGAGCGCCAUUGCUUCGGAUCCUGCGCCUUUCGGAUCGCGCUCCUCACGCUGGAGCCGUCUUUCAGGCUAUAGCAAUCCGCGCUGGAGCGGCUCAUGCGUGAUCCCGUUAUCCAGCGAGGAUCCCUUUGUCGACGCGCUUCCUGCCAAGUCUGACGGCAGAUCUCAUCUCCAGCCCUACGUCCCCGAUUACCACCCCGAUGUUGCGUCCCUGCAGUCGCCAAGGAUCUCUAUGGGUCCAUUGACGCCAUAUGCUGGCAGCAGGCGUGUCGUCUUGGAUAACCUGCCGCCUAGUAUCGGAGUCACCCAGGUCCUCCGUGCCAUCAGCUGCUAUGGGGGCGUCAUGGCCGCGACCGUCGUGCCCGAUUGCGGAUCCGGGGGCGUCACAAAGUCGGCCGUGGUCGAGUUUGUCUAUGCCGUCUCGGCCGAGCGCUUUGCCGACCAUUGCGAGCGAAACGCUCUGGCGUUCGCUGCCGAGGACGGCUCUAUCUACGAGGCCUACGUAUGGCUGGUUCAGACGGCGUCGUUCGGCUACACGGCACGGGAUCAUGGCUUCUUAACCAGUGGCGUCACCCGAGCCAUUGCCCUUGGCGGGUUUCCCGUCGACGCUGUUUGGGACCUACUCACUCUUCUUAGAACCUAUGCCGUAUCGGAAGUUCUGACGGACCGCUUGGAUGCCGUGGUCCUGGAGUUUGCCUCUCUCUUCGAGGCUGACCGAGCGCAUAGGCUUAUCAAGUGGGAGUGGCCAGGGCUCCACGUCGGAUUUAUUGACGACUCGUCCCAGGGGAGCGGGUUCAGGGCUGCCAUAAUAGGCCACGUUUCCCCAAGCCAUCUCGAGGAAAGAUGGAACUGCGCGCCUUACAACGAGCGCACCCUCGCGCACUAUCGCGCCGCCAGAGCGUCGGACCAAGCCCGGCAGCAGGAGAAACAGGGACCGAUGCCCCGGCGUGCCAGCCCGGGUGCGACGGAAAAGCUCGCCAGGUGCUACGACGUCUCGCCAUCCGAACUAUCCUCGUACCUCGCCGAGCGCGACGUGUUCCCAGACACCGAGUAUCGCAUCAUAGGAAGCACAAUCAGGCUGACGCGCCGGGCAUGGAGCUGGAAGGUGCACGCCGACGACGACCUCAAGCUGCUCAUGGCCAACACGCUGCACGAGCCCGAGUGGGCCGACGAAUGGGACCAGCACUUUGCCGCGCUCGGCGCCGUCAACCUGCGCACCUGGGAGCGGUACGGCAUGCUGGCGCGACACCGCCGUCGCAAGGCCGCCGAGCAGGGCAUCGAGGGCUGGCGUGUGCCGCAGUGCGAGGCAAAGUGCGAGUGGGGAUGCUGCGAUAUCAGGGCCUUGGCGGUCCCGGAUGUGGUGAAGCAGUAUUUCGAAGGCAGCAACUCACGCCCGCCGGCCUCGUCGAACGGCGCUUCCAAAGAGCAACGGACGUGA